This is a messenger RNA of Hansenula anomala, 1017 nucleotides long. It is a transcript of the gene SIS1, whose product is annotated as type II HSP40 co-chaperone SIS1. Gene Ontology annotation, cellular component: cytosol. The transcript has a single exon. Gene Ontology annotation, biological process: translational initiation. Bases 1 to 1017 code for a protein of 338 amino acids. The record is from RefSeq and is a predicted model, not a curated record. Lineage: Eukaryota; Fungi; Ascomycota; Saccharomycetes; Phaffomycetales; Wickerhamomycetaceae. Gene Ontology annotation, molecular function: protein-folding chaperone binding.
AUGGUUAAAGAUACAAAGCUAUACGAUCUAUUGAGUGUCUCUCCUAGUGCCAAUGAAAAUGAAAUCAAAAAAGCUUAUAGAAAAGCUGCUUUAAAAUAUCAUCCUGAUAAGCCUACUGGUGAUACUGAGAAAUUCAAGGAAAUUUCAGAAGCUUUUGACAUCUUGUCUGAUCAAGACAAGAGAACCCUAUAUGACCAAUACGGGCUUGAAGCUGCUAGACGUGGUGGUCCACAAUUUGACCCAGGCUCUGCAGGCGCUGGUGGAAAUCCUUUCGCUGGUGGACAACAUCCAUUUGGUGGAGGUUUCUCUGCUGGUGAUGCUUCAAACAUUUUUGAACAAUUCGCUAGAUCUGGUGGAAUGGGCGACGAUGCUGGUGGAUUCCAUUUCAGUUCUAGUGGUUUUGAUGGAUUUGGCGGUGGUUCCCCAUUUGGUGGGUUCGGUGGUAUGCCUGGUGGAUUCUCAAGUGGUGGUGCUGGUGGUAGAGCUAGUCGCCCAGAACCUGAAACAGCUCAAAUUAAAUUACCUGUUUCUUUAGAAGAUUUAGCUAAAGGUACCACUAAAAAGAUGAAAUUGAAUCGUAAAGGUAGAAAUGGUGAAAAAGAAGAAAAAAUCAUGAAUAUAACAAUUAAACCUGGUUGGAAAGAAGGAACAAAGAUCAAUUUCAAGAAUGAAGGUGAUUAUACCCCAUAUGGUCGUCAAACCGUUCAAUUCAUCCUACAAGAAAAGGCACAUCCUCAUUUCAAAAGAGAAGAUAAUGAUUUGAUAUACACAUUACCAUUAACAUUCAAAGAAUCCCUAUUAGGUUUUGAUAAAGUGAUAGAAAGUGUUGACGGAAGAAAAAUACCAUUCAGUAGAAGCUCCCCAGUACAACCCUCAUCAGAAAGCGUAUACCCAGGUCUAGGUAUGCCAAUAUCCAAAUCCCCAGGUCAAAGAGGUGAUUUGAAAAUUAAAUUUAAAAUUGAUUAUCCAAUUUCAUUAACACCUCAACAAAAACAAGCUAUCAGAGAAAACUUUUGA